Thunnus maccoyii (southern bluefin tuna) is the source of this 3428-nucleotide messenger RNA. RefSeq names its product vasoactive intestinal polypeptide receptor-like. The coding region runs from base 159 to 1538 and encodes 459 amino acids. Gene Ontology annotation, molecular function: secretin receptor activity; peptide hormone binding; G protein-coupled peptide receptor activity. Gene Ontology annotation, cellular component: plasma membrane. NCBI's taxonomy places the organism in Eukaryota, Metazoa, Chordata, Actinopteri, Scombriformes, Scombridae. The record is from RefSeq and is a predicted model, not a curated record. Gene Ontology annotation, biological process: cell surface receptor signaling pathway; adenylate cyclase-modulating G protein-coupled receptor signaling pathway. The transcript is spliced from 13 exons.
GCAGAGUGACCUGGAGGAUACCGUGCGUAAUUAUCGACUCUGUGCGUAUAGGCCUAUGUUUGAUUUUCACAGCUCAUAUAUCUGCUGCAUGGCAGGAUGCUUGCCUUUCAUUGUUAUCUGAUAUGCAGCUUGAGGUCUGGAUGUAGUAACCUGUCUUGAUGGAAAAAGGGAACCUGGCCGACACAAUGAAAAAACUUGGACUUAUUGGAGUGCUACUGGCAGCCCAGGCAAAACUGUCAUCAGGCUGCCAUCCUCAUCAUCAUCUCGUCAAAGAGGAAGACAAGUGCAUGAAAGAUCUGCUACGUUUUAAGUCACUCAAAGCAACAGAAAACAAUAUGACUGUACACUGUAAGGGAAUGUGGGAUUACCUGAACUGCUGGCCACCUGCUUCUCUUGGGGAAACUGUCUCUCAACCGUGUCCCGAAUUUUUCAACGCAGAAGGUAAAGUGUAUCGCAACUGCACUGCCAACGGCUGGACAGACCCUCUUGUUCCACAUGAGGAUGCAUGUGGCUACACUUUCAAUGAGACACUCCACUUUCUUGGGGAGCCGUUAGAUUCUCAUUUGUAUUUCUCCUACGUGAAGACCAUGUAUACAGCAGGAUACGCGCUCUCUCUCAUCUCUCUCACCAUCGCCAUCGCCAUAUUCUGUCUGUUUAGGAAGCUGCACUGUACCAGGAACUACAUUCACAUCCAGCUGUUCAUCUCCUUUAUCCUGAAAGCCAUCUUCAUCUUCAUCAGAGACUCUCUGCUAUUUAAGAAUGAAGAGCUCUACCACUGUGACUCCUAUCCUGUGGCAUGUAAGGUCGUGCUGAUGUUUUCCAACUACUCCAUCCUGGCAAACUACAGCUGGCUGCUGGUGGAGGGUCACUUCCUCUUCACGCUGGUGAGCCGCUCCUUCUUCUCCCUGAAGAAACACCUCGUCUGGUACAUCGUCCUCAGCUGGGGUAUACCACUGAUUGUUAUUGUCUCCUGGGGGUGUGCCAAAUAUUUUUAUGAGGAUGAAGGCUGUUGGGAAACCAGGAAACUUGAAUGGAUUUGGUGGAUACUUCGAGUUCCAGUUUUACUCACUAUAUUUAUUAAUCUCAUCUUUUUCUUGGGCAUUUUGAGGAUACUGGUGAGCAAACUCAGAAUGCCAGAUGCACAGAGGAAUGAAUUCAACCAGUACAAGAGGCUGAUCAAAUCCACAUUUUUCCUGGUGGCUCUGUUUGGUCUGCAGUACAUCGUGUUUGCUUUGUUACCAGUUCAAGUCAGCAGCUUAGUGUUUAAGAUAUGGACCUUUGCUGAGCUGGCUCUGUCAUCCAUACAGGGCUUUGUGGUCGCUGUCCUCUACUCUUUCAUGAACGGAGAGGUGCAACAUGAGAUUCAGAGGAGGUGGAGGAGGUGGAGGCUGACUCAGCACCUGCCCAGUCGACCCAAGCAGCAUCACAGCUCCGUCAGCCAGAGCGGGUCUCCUCACACACAGGUCUCCCUGCUACCCUGCUCUCCAGGCAGCCUGACAACCAGCGGGCUCCCUAUGGAUACUAUGGACGUGAUUUAAGUUGGGACUGGCAUGUUUUCUUUCUUUCCUUGUUGAUACAUAUUCAAUCCUGGCUUAGUGCUGACUGUCAAUUAGUCUACAACUGCAGCUUGAGUGUUUACUGCUGUCAAAUGCAUAUUUUUCUAAUCCCUGGAGUGGUUUUAUCUGAGAAUGUCAGGAUGUAAAAUGUACAGUUGGUAAAUUGUCAGUCUUUGUAGUAAUUACACAUAUUUAAAAUGAAUAUAGCAAUGAUUUAUGUUCACAUGCUACAGUUACAACCUGUAAUGAUGCACUUAAUUGUUCAGGUGACAAUAAGCCUCAAAAGGGCAAUAGCAAAAAUUCUAAAAUAUCUAUUAAAGGGGUACCCAUGCUAUUUAGUAUUAUACUUCAUAAAGUCAAGGGACUUGGGAAAGACAGAUUUGAGAAAGAGAGGUCAAAAUUGUUACAGCAGAGACUGAGAUAUCCUGACUUUUUGUACCUGGUACUGGUCAAGCUUCAAGAACACUGGAUCCUACACUUCCCAUGAUGCAAUUCAUUAGCUUCUUUCCUUAGAUAAUAAGUACUUUAAACUCCACGACUCCAGUUUGUAACGUACAGGCUUUCUGUAAAAAAAAGUUUGAAGCCCAAUCUGAGAUAACCCUGAUCAGGGUUGUUUUAUCAGACUCUUCCAGAGCCAGAGAAGACAUUAUCACAUUGUACAACUGGGUACUUUUCCUUGUGGUGAUUAAACUGAAAAUUGGUUGGCUAUGUGCUUCUAAAACCCCAAAAACAUGAUUCACCAUCAGCCGAACUACAGUGACUGCCCUCAAGUGUUUUUCUAGCUGCCCUGUGAUCCAAUUCAACAGUUGAAAUGAAGCACCACCCUCAAUUACAACUGUGCACAAUCUGCCAUCUGUACUGAACAUCUGUGGGACGAAGCUGUGUCUUCUGCAGAUAAGUGUCAAAACUCGCUGGACAUUUGGACAUCGUUGUUUCAUAGAGGACAACAGCAACAAAUGAAACAAAGAACAGAAACUAAUGAGAACAAGUAUUUAUUUUUAAUUGCCAUUUCUGUAUACAGACACUCUGUUCUGAAGGUUUCUAUAUGAAAAUGUAUUUGCAUUUUAGAAAAUUCACUUUCUUGCCUAGAGUGAGUUAGUUAGAUGAGAAGAACAUACUGUUUGGAGUUUUUAUUUUUUUUAUUUUAUUUAAAAAAAAAUUUGUACCUCACUUUUCUAUUAUUACCUUAUUUUGCUAUUUGGAAUUUUCAUUUAUUUCUAAUCCUGCCUUUGGUGUUUCCUCACUGCAAAUUAAUGAGAUUUAUGAUAACAUUUCCCCAGUUCCUGUUUUUAUUGAGCGUUGUUACUAUUGAGUGCUUUAUUAAUUACAAAGUCAUUUAUCGCUUUGUGUGUGGAUGGGGGGGGGGGCUACUGUUUUAUUGUGUGAAGCACUUUGUAUUACAUUUUGUUUGUAAGAGAAGUGCUAUACAAAUAAAGUCUGAUUGAUUGAUUGGUUGAAGAUUGAUAACUUUCUCAUGUUUGUAAAAUAUGAAAGUCAGCAGGCGAUUAGCUUAGCUUAGCAUAAAGACUGAAAGCAGGGGGAAACAGUUAGCCUAGCUCUGUCAGGCUGAUUUUUUAACCAUUGGACAGAGCCAGGGUAGUUGCCAAAUUUCCAGUCUGUAUGCUAAGCUAAGCUAACCACUUGAUGGCUCUAUAGAUUCAAAUGAAUUUCCCAAAAUGAUGAACUAUUCCUUUAAACACUUCUAUGUUUUAACCAGUGUGGAGUAUCAGAAAGUAUUCCAAAUUGCGUUGUUCUCUAGCAUUUGACCUUUUAUGUCUUACAUGGCAAUAAAGUACUCUUAGAGAGUAGCAUCAUUUAAAAUCAGUCCAUAAGAUUCUCAAAUUUCUUGUGUCUAUUAAAAAAGGGAGAUAU